UUUUUUUCUUGAUCCUGGCCCGUGGAUCAGGGGAGUCAAUGGAGCCCUGGCCCCGCAUCACCCAGCCUGUGCUGUGCCGCAAACGCCACGUCCACGUGCACCUGUGUUGUGCUGAUGGCACCCUUCAGCAUGCUAUUGUGACUUCAAAGAAACAUAGCAGGGAUCUCUAUCGAUGUGUCCGGAACAGUAAUUGUGGAGAUCGUCUUCCUAUUUCGACUCCAGAAACCGAAUCCAUUUUGGAGGACAAAUCAACCCUCGAAGACCAGAUAAACGCUUCUCAAAAAGUUAAAACUGCUCCUUGCCAGGAUCAGAAUGAAUGAGAUCCCUUCCGGCAUACUUGUAAGGAUUCCUUUUGGUAUUCAGACCGGAUGUCUAUCUCAGAUUGCUGAUUUCCAGAAUCUAAAUUCCUUAUGCGGUUUGGAGCUGUAGAGCCAAGUUGGUUAAGCUUUCUGCUUGGCAGUGCAUGUAUAAUCCAGAGGAUCAAACGGUGGUACCCCUCAACCGGGGUUCCAUGGAUAAUGCUGAUUUUCGUGGAACAACUUCAGCCAGUAUCAGAUGCAGUGAAUUUAAUUCAGCUGUUUUUCUCUUGGAAAUAAUAGCAAACCAAUUCGGAUCUCCAGGAAUUUAAUUAGUUGUGAUGAUGAUGGUGGGCAGUUUGAACAUUCUCACAAGGCACAGAGACAAACCCUUUGGUCGACUUCGUCAGUCUUGUGGUCUACAAAGAAUUUGGAUUACAGAUUCCAUCUCCAGUCCUUGGCUAUGAGAGUUUGUUGGGCCUGACAAAGGCUUGGCGAGCACGAGGGUGCCAGAGUCUACACUGCAUAUACCUCUUUCUGGAUUAUUCCAUUUGGAUUGAAAAAUGGGCUGUUUAAAUCUUCCCAUCCUUUAAAACAUCAUCUGUAAGAUGAAUUGAAGGUGAUAAAAAUUAGCUUAUUACUUUUGCAUACAGUAGGAGUGUGUUACACAAGAAAUGCAGUAACACUCCCUUCCGGAGAAGAAGUAAAGGCCAAAAUUAUAUGUG
Protobothrops mucrosquamatus (brown spotted pit viper) is the source of this 1021-nucleotide messenger RNA. RefSeq names its product methyltransferase-like protein 17, mitochondrial. Gene Ontology annotation, molecular function: structural constituent of ribosome; methyltransferase activity. Gene Ontology annotation, cellular component: mitochondrial small ribosomal subunit. The record is from RefSeq and is a predicted model, not a curated record. The coding region runs from base 39 to 320 and encodes 93 amino acids. NCBI's taxonomy places the organism in Eukaryota, Metazoa, Chordata, Lepidosauria, Squamata, Viperidae. Gene Ontology annotation, biological process: translation. The transcript has 2 exons.